AAGAAAUGAGUAAUGUAAUAAAUUAUAGAUCUAACCAGAUGCGAACUAUAUAGCAACCAUUUCAGUUGACCGACCUAGUCGCUCAUUCUUUUCCAGUUCCAAAGAAUUGAAACCAGGACAAGCCAAACGAAUCCACCAUGAAAGAUCCCUUAACCACUCUGAUUCUCGCGGUUUUAAUAGCCUGUUCGGUAACCCACGUAAGAUCAGACGGUUCCGAUCACCGCUACAAGGAAGGCGACCCUGUCCCUCUCUACGCAAAUAAGGUCGGCCCCUUUCACAACCCCAGUGAAACUUAUCGCUACUUUGAUCUGCCUUUUUGUGUCCCAGAUCAUUUGAAAGAGAAAAAAGAAGCUCUUGGAGAGGUUUUGAAUGGUGACCGUUUAGUUAGUGCUCCUUACAAACUUAACUUUAGAGAUGAGAAGGUAUCAGCAGUUGUUUGUCAGAAGAAGCUUACGCAAGAGGAUGUUGCUCGGUUUAGAUCUGCAAUUGGUAAAGAUUAUUACUUCCAAAUGUACUAUGAUGAUUUGCCCAUUUGGGGCUUCAUUGGAAAGGUUGACAAAGAAGGCAAGGCUGAUCCCAGUGAGUACAAGUACUUGCUUUACAAGCAUAUUCAAUUUGAUGUUCUUUACAAUAAGGACCGUGUGAUUGAAGUGAGUGUUCGUAUGGAUCCUCAUUCAUUGUUGGAUCUCACUGAGGACAAGGAAGUUGAUGCAGAGUUCCUUUACACUGUGAAGUGGAAGGAAACAGAUACUCCCUUCGAGAAGAGAAUGGAUAAGUAUUCAAUGUCUUCAUCUCUGCCACAUCACUUAGAGAUCCACUGGUUCUCCAUUAUAAAUUCAUGUGUGACAGUUCUCCUUUUGACUGGUUUCCUUGCUACAAUCCUCAUGCGGGUCUUGAAGAAUGAUUUCGUCAAGUAUGCACAAGAUGAGGAAGCGGCUGAUGAUCAGGAAGAGACUGGAUGGAAGUACAUCCAUGGUGAUGUUUUCAGAUACCCCAAAUACAAAUCUUUUUUUGCUGCAGCUCUUGGUUCUGGCACUCAGCUGUUCACCCUUACUAUAUUUAUUUUUAUUCUUGCACUGGUUGGAGUGUUCUAUCCAUACAAUCGAGGAGCUCUAUUUACUGCCCUGGUGGUAAUAUAUGCACUGACGUCUGGGAUUGCUGGAUAUACUGCAACCUCGUUCUAUUGUCAACUGGAAGGAGAGAACUGGGUGAGGAAUCUUUUGCUGACAGGGUGUCUUUUCUGUGGACCUUUGUUCCUCACAUUCUGCUUCCUUAACACUGUUGCCAUUGUUUACAGUGCAACUGCAGCACUGCCUUUUGGCACUAUUGUGGUAAUAGUCCUUAUAUGGACAUUAGUAACAUCUCCACUACUUGUGUUGGGUGGUAUUGCUGGCAAAAACAGCAAGGCUGAGUUUCAAGCUCCUUGUCGCACCACUAAAUAUCCUCGAGAGAUCCCGCAAUUGCCUUGGUACAGGAGUGCACUUCCUCAAAUGGCAAUGGCAGGUUUUCUACCAUUUAGUGCCAUAUACAUUGAACUGUACUAUAUUUUUGCCAGCGUUUGGGGUCACAGGAUUUACACCAUCUACAGCAUCCUGUUUAUCGUCUUCAUCAUUCUUCUGAUUGUCACGGCAUUCAUAACUGUGGCUUUGACAUACUUCCAACUUGCUGCUGAAGAUCAUGAAUGGUGGUGGAGGUCUUUUCUCUGUGGUGGAUCAACUGGGCUGUUUAUCUAUGCAUACUGCUUGUAUUACUAUUAUGCACGGUCCGAUAUGUCUGGCUUCAUGCAAACCUCUUUCUUCUUUGGGUACAUGGCCUGCAUAUGCUACGGCUUCUUUCUCAUGCUUGGGACAGUGGGUUUCCGUGCCUCGCUGUUUUUCGUUCGUCACAUAUACAGGUCAAUCAAGUGUGAGUAACAGGUUGGUUCUUCCGCUUCUGUUCCAUGUACUCUGAGAGAGAAAGAUCUAUGAUUUUUGUUAGAAGUGAGGCUGGAGACUGCAUCGGCUCAUCAGGAGUUAAUGAAAAGCAAACUUAGACCUCAAGCAUGCCUAUUGACAUUUUGGGUGCCUGCAAUUAUCUGACAUAUAAAAAGAGUGAAUAAUGCGAGUGCCCCUUAGCUUGUAGAAAACUUCUGCCCUUCUCUUAUAUGUGCUUUGAGAACUAUAUCUAUUUUAUUUUCAGGUUACUUAUUCAUGUAAAACACAAUUAUUUUGUCAGAGUUCUUAUCAAAUUUCUACAGAAGUAAUAUAAGAGUAGAAAUGCUUCUCUAAA
This is a messenger RNA of Jatropha curcas, 2268 nucleotides long. Its product is annotated as transmembrane 9 superfamily member 2. Gene Ontology annotation, cellular component: membrane. Lineage: Eukaryota; Viridiplantae; Streptophyta; Magnoliopsida; Malpighiales; Euphorbiaceae. Gene Ontology annotation, biological process: protein localization to membrane. The record is from RefSeq and is a predicted model, not a curated record.